Molecule: messenger RNA, 559 nt
Organism: Callithrix jacchus (white-tufted-ear marmoset)
Lineage: Eukaryota; Metazoa; Chordata; Mammalia; Primates; Cebidae
Source: RefSeq, a predicted model, not a curated record
CUCCUUCCUACCCAAGGACAAACCUCAACAACCAUCACCAUGUGUGGCAGCUACUACGGAAAUUACUAUGGCGGCCGUGGCUAUGGGUGCUGUGGCUAUGGAGGCCUGGGCUGUGGCUACGGAGGCCUGGGCUGUGGCUAUGGCUCCUGCUGUGGCUACGGAGGUCUGGGCUAUGGCUACGGAGGCCUUGGCUGUGGCUAUGGCUCCUGCUGUGGCUUCCGCAGACUGGGCUGUGGCUAUGGCUAUGGCUCCCGCUCCCUCUGUGGCUGUGGCUAUGGAUGCGGCUCUGGCUAUGGCUCUGGCUUUGGCUGCUGCUACUGAGGACACCAUGGGAGACUCAUCGUCUAUCCUGUGACAUCGGGAUUCACCAAUUCUGAACCCCACAUGCUCUGAGCUCAGGAUUGGAUGAAGAUUCUCUUAUAUUAAAAGUUUCUGAUGUUAUUUUUCUGAAGACCUGCCCCCCAACACCUGCCCCCCAACACCACUACCCUCUGGAUCUAAUAUUUUCAACUUCCUUUUUUGAAUGUAAUGUUCAAAAAUUAAAAUAAUGUAAAAUUUG